Messenger RNA from Sipha flava (yellow sugarcane aphid), 2464 nucleotides. It is a transcript of the gene Fcp1, whose product is annotated as RNA polymerase II subunit A C-terminal domain phosphatase. The coding region runs from base 234 to 2297 and encodes 687 amino acids. Gene Ontology annotation, cellular component: nucleus. The record is from RefSeq and is a predicted model, not a curated record. The transcript has 8 exons. Lineage: Eukaryota; Metazoa; Arthropoda; Insecta; Hemiptera; Aphididae. Gene Ontology annotation, molecular function: RNA polymerase II CTD heptapeptide repeat phosphatase activity.
CGAACGGGCUCGGGAGUGGGAUUGAUACAAAACAAUAUUUUCAUUGCUUUACGAUUACACAUUUGAAUUUUCCAACGCUUAUCAUAACUGUUAAAUCUUGUUUUUAGUUUAUUUGAAAUUGUUCAAUAUUUGUAUGCUCUAAAAAACGUAAAUGAUUCUGAUCUGAAAAUUUAUCAACGUGUUAUCUUAGAUCACUACAUGUUUGUUUUAUAGUGUUUGAAUGUGACAAAUUCAUGGAGACCAAUUCAGAGACUAUCUUUGUAAAUUUGCCAACAACCGAUAAAAAGGCAACACUUGUAAAAUGGCGAGUGAAAGAAGGUACUUUGGUCAACAGUACCGUUGUUGUGCUUCUUUAUCAGGAGGACGGAGAAAAAGAUCGAAAGAGUUUUCGCACUAAUCAUAUUGGUGUUGUUAAAAAAAUUUUAAUACACGAAGGUCAAGAAAUUCCAGUUGGAAGCCCAGUGUUUGAAUUAGAACCGGGAUGCAGCCACAGUACUGUAGUCAGUGAUUUGUGUGCAGAUUGUGGUGCUGAUUUAAGAAUCGAUAAUGCAUCUAAACCAACUGCAUCAGUUUCUAUGAUACACAGUGUGCCCGAUCUGAAAGUCAGUGAACAGAGUGCAUUUUUAUUGGGAAAAGCUGAUGAAAAACGAUUGCUAAGUGAUAGAAAACUAGUGUUACUAGUAGAUUUAGAUCAAACAAUCAUACACACGACAAAUGAUAAUAUACCUAAUAAUAUCAAAGAUGUUUACCAUUUUCAACUGUAUGGACCUAAUUCACCUUGGUAUCAUACUAGACUUAGACCAGGUACAUAUAAAUUUUUGUCUUCUAUAAGUGAGUUGUAUGAACUCCAUAUAUGUACUUUUGGUGCACGAAACUAUGCCCAUACUAUAACUCAUAUAUUGGAUCCAAAAGGAAAACUUUUUUCUCAUAGAGUUUUAUCUAGAGAUGAGUGUUUCAAUCCAAAUAGUAAAACAGGAAAUCUCAAGGGCUUAUUCCCAUGUGGUGAUAAUAUGGUUUGUAUUAUCGAUGACCGUGAAGAUGUUUGGGAGUAUGCAUUAAAUUUAAUACAUGUCAAGCCAUAUCAUUUUUUUCAACAUACUGGUGAUAUCAAUGCUCCACCUAAUUUACAAAAAAAUUGUGAUGAUUCUUCUCAACAAGACAAUAAAAUAGAUUUUACUCACUUGGUUCAAGGUAUAACUGUAAAAAAAAAGAACAAAAUUAAUGAUAAUGUUCAAAUAGAAGAUGGAGAAGUCUUGUCUGAUGAUGAUUCACCUGAUAAUGAAAAAAAAGUUAAAAAAGAUGUGGUAGUUAAAGAAAAUGAAAUUGAUAAACAAAUAGAAGUCGAGGAAGAAGAUGAUUAUUUAUUGUAUUUAGAAGAUAUUUUAAAGAAAUUGCACAAGGAAUAUUUUGCAGAAUAUGAUCAAAAAUGUAAAUUAUAUGGAAAUGAUGUUGAAGUUCCUGAUAUGAAACGUAUUAUACCAACAUACCGUUCUAAAAUAUUAGCUGGCAAAAAAUUGGUGUUUAGCGGUUUAGUACCUACUCCUGUACCACUAACUGAAAGUCGAGCUUAUAAAGUUGCUCGGUUAUUAGGCUCAGAAGUUACAGAGAAUAUUGAACCAGAUACAACUCAUUUAGUUGCUGUUAGGCAAGGAACGCUUAAAGCUAUUGCAGCUCGUAAACGUCCUGAUAUAAUAACAGUGACUCCUGAAUGGUUGUGGCUUUGUGCCGAACGUUGGGAACAUGUCGAGGAAAAGUUAUUUCCUCUUCGAUCUGGUUGUGGUGAUUCUUCUAAUCGUGAUCCACCUGCACAUUGUAGUAGUCCAGAACAUUCACCCCCAUCUCCAAUAUCCAAUAACUUGAAUUCUAGUAUUAAAGAACAGAAUAAAUUCUCAGAUACACUUAACCCAUUACUUUCUUUUACUGAUGAAGACAUUAAACGUAUGGCUGGAGAAGUAGAAGACAUGACUGAUGAUGAAGACAGUUGUGAUGGUGAUGAUGAAAAUAAUGCAGAUGAAACUUCAAAAAAAGAUAAAGAUGGCAAUUCAAGUUCUGAAGAAUCUUUAGCUGGUUCUAGUAGAGGACACAAACGUCGACAUAGUUCAUCGGAAGAAACAAAUUCAGAUCCAACAGAUAAUGAAGAUGAAACAUUAAAUGAACAAUUUCGCCAAGGUAGAAAUUUAGAGGAAUUGGGUUUAGAUUGGGGUAAUAACAGUGAAAAUAGUGUAGAUCCACCCGAUGAGUUAAAUGAAUGGAAUAUGUUAGGCGCUGCUUUAGAAAAAGAAUUUUUGGAUAAUUAACAAUAAUAUGUAUUUGAUUGUUUACAUGUAUAAAAUAUAACUUUAGUAAAUUAUUUGUUUGAAAUAAACUUAUAUGAGUUGUACAUAUCAGUUGUAUAAUGUAAAAUGUCUUUUGCCAAGUUUUAAUAAUAAUGAAUGUAUUAUAAUUCUAUUUGAUUUGUGUCCAU